This is a messenger RNA of Aedes albopictus (Asian tiger mosquito), 1073 nucleotides long. RefSeq lists its product as uncharacterized. The record is from RefSeq and is a predicted model, not a curated record. The transcript has 4 exons. NCBI's taxonomy places the organism in Eukaryota, Metazoa, Arthropoda, Insecta, Diptera, Culicidae. The coding region runs from base 290 to 934 and encodes 214 amino acids.
UAACAUUUCCAGUAUUUUCCCAGCAAUUGGAAUUCCCACAUAUAUAUAACCCACCCGACACGUCCCCAUCGUUAUUAGUUCCGAGCCGGUUGAUGGUGUUCACUAGCAAUCACUCAGGUGGAAAAUUCAAAUUAAAUACUUGGCAAGUGGGAGACCAGCCAGCAGUUUAUUGCACCAUUGAUCCUAAAACAAUACGCACCCGGGUCGUUUCUUUAUCGUCAUCGUCAGAUAAAGGAUUCUCACAAGACAAUUAAGGCGGAUGAUCUCACUUCAUUAGAAUAAAACAAGCAUGCCAACGGACCGGAAGAUAGGCGCAAUGAAAAAGAUGACCGAAAGACAACCGGCCAUCGAACGGGUGCAUCCGAGCAUGGAACCCAUUGUACGGGAUGGUAAAAUACGCGAGCAAAUCGAGCUGGAGAGCAAGGUCCGCCGGGAGUACCAGAAAAAGUGGGGCUUCAUAACGGAGCCGGAAUCGACGGAGUACUUUGACCUCAAGAAGAACAACCAGCGGUUGAAGGAGUUGCAGCAGCAGAAGAAUCAAAAGGUGAACCUGCACGAGUACAACGGACACGGCGAGUCGUACUUUGUAUCGAAGCAAAUGUUCAAGACACUGCUGGACACCUGUCGAUGUGGGAGGAAAAAGGUCUGCAAUCUACACGCACUCAAGUGUCUGCAGAAACCGAAGAGUACAUACGAGAAGACCGAUGACGAGGAGGAGGAAGAAGAACAGGACGCGGAGAAGGAUGACGCGUCCAGCGAUAAAAGUACGAACUAUAUUCCAAAAGUGCCGGUGUUGAGCUCAGGAAUGUACGGCUGGCCCCAGAACCGCUUCGUCGCCAUGGAAAGGACAACCUACUACAUCUCGCCACGGUACACGAUGCCCGGUCAUCCGAUCGUGGAUAGCCACCCAUACAGCAACAUCAUUUUGGGCUGACUUUCUCAUUUUUUCUACCGAAUCAAUCUCUAGAUAAUGCAACCGUGUUCGAUCCUAACUUCCAAUUCUCAAUUUGGAAUUAGGUAGCUUUGUAUUCAUAGAUUGUGUGUGUGUGUGUGUUACUUACCUCAUAAUUAAA